AUGAAACGGUUCGACUUUACUUUUCACUCUUCUGUAUCACUGAAAUCUUUUAGAGUUCCAAAUCGACAGUUGCUUCGACAGUCCAACCAAUGCUACUUUGGACAGCAACGAAACAUCAGUGCUUUUGCUUUUGAUAUCGAUGGAGUGUUGUUGAGAGGUCAUAAACCAAUUCCGAAGUCCAGAGAAGCAUUGAUAGAACUCAAGAAGAACAAGAUUCCGUUUUUGUGUCUCACUAACGGAGGAGGAUUUAUGGAAUCCGUAAAAGCUGAUUAUGUCAACAAUAUUUUACAAUUACCUGAUGAGUUUAAACUCACCCCAGAACAAAUGAUUCAGAGCCAUACUCCUUUUCAAGAAUUUGCAAAGGACUAUGAGGACAAAAAAGUAUUAAUUGUAGGAGGUUAUGAUUGUUUAAAUGUCGCAAAAUCCUAUGGAUUUAAACAUGCUGUUCAUGUGGAUGAAUAUCAUAGAAAAUAUCCUUUCCUUUACAGCAUCUUUCCUCCUAGAGAUCUUACAAAGGAAGAAUAUAAAAGAAUGAAGCAAAUGUAUUCAUUUGAAAUAGAUCCUGAAGAUAGAAUGAGUGCUGUACUUUUUAUGUAUGAAAGCGAUCAUCUCGGACGUGAUUUACAGAUAGUAUUGGAUUUUGUAUUGAGCAACAAUGGGUGUCCAGGACAUCUACAAGACUAUAACUUUGAAAAUUUUGAACAGACUUGUAAGCUUGUCAUGUCUAAUCAAGACUUUCUUUAUUCUUCUUCAUUUUCAUGGCCCAGAUUUGGACAAGGAAUGAUUAAGCUGUGUCUUCAAAGCAUUUUUAAAGAGCUUACUGGAAAAGAUUUACAAAUUCAACAAUACGGAAAGCCUAUGAAAGUCACAUAUGACUUUUGCACAAAACGCUUGAACGAGUUGGCAAAAAACAAUAAUAUUGCAGAGCCUAUCGACAGAAUAUUUAUGGUGGGUGACAAUCCUUUGUCGGACAUUCUGGGUGCUCAUAAUGCUGGAGAUCCAUGGCAAUCAGUACUGGUUAAAACUGGUCUCUAUACGGGAGAUCUUGACGACAAAAAACCAGCUCACUUUGUCGUUGCCGACGCUUUUACGUUUGUGACUCAACAUUUGCAAGAUGGAUCGUUGGACAAGUAA
Naegleria lovaniensis is the source of this 1134-nucleotide messenger RNA. RefSeq lists its product as uncharacterized. Lineage: Eukaryota; Heterolobosea; Eutetramitea; Acrasida; Naegleriidae. The transcript is spliced from 5 exons. Gene Ontology annotation, cellular component: mitochondrion. The record is from RefSeq and is a predicted model, not a curated record. The coding region runs from base 1 to 1134 and encodes 377 amino acids. Gene Ontology annotation, biological process: glycerophospholipid biosynthetic process.